AUUGGUUCAACACCGGUCUGCUUAUCACUGUACAGUGAUAUGGUUUAUCAAGUGUCGGAGCAGAAACCAGCUCAGCUUGUCCUUUUCGACUACUAUGAUCCCGAACAGCAAGUGAAGACGAACUAUGUUGCGAAGCAGUCACGAUCAUUACAGGAUGCGUGUCCAGACUGUUGGCCAACGGCGUUAUCAAGCGAGAAGAGCACAGGUAUCCAAACGAUGCGUGCUCGAGCUGCUAGGAAUUUGCAUGCCAGCAUCUUGUUUGCUUUAUUGUUUUUGAUUGCUUUCCAGCAGUAA
Molecule: messenger RNA, 294 nt
Organism: Gongylonema pulchrum
Lineage: Eukaryota; Metazoa; Nematoda; Chromadorea; Rhabditida; Gongylonematidae
Source: the annotation of a GenBank genome assembly